Molecule: messenger RNA, 3774 nt
Organism: Centropristis striata (black sea bass)
Lineage: Eukaryota; Metazoa; Chordata; Actinopteri; Perciformes; Serranidae
Product: sphingosine kinase 1-like
Exons: 5
Coding region: 207-1904 (565 amino acids)
Biological process (GO): negative regulation of apoptotic process; sphingosine biosynthetic process; cellular response to growth factor stimulus
Cellular component (GO): intracellular membrane-bounded organelle; cytoplasm; membrane
Source: RefSeq, a predicted model, not a curated record
UGGAGCCAGGACCGUCAGCUGAGCGCUCCUCCUGCUCCAUCCAUCACUGCCAUUCCGCUUUCAGUCACUAGGGAGAGACUCCGAACUGGGGAAGCUGCUGUUAUCACCCUCAAAGAGUCCCACAGCAGGCUGACAGGAGCAGAGUCUGCACCGCACCGCCAUCCGCACACCGGCCUGCGGGACGCGUCGCUCUCUCUCCGUCCGGGAUGGAGAAAGACGCCUCUGAACCGGACCCAUCCCGCCAGCGGAACGGGGUCGUGGGCGUGCUGUACGGGGAGUUCACCGACACGCUCAACGACGGGGUCCGGUACUCGGUGAGCUUGACGGAGAGCUCCCUGACCAUCCAGAGGAUCUCCUCGUCACCCGGCCGGACUAAGGUGGUUUUUAACUUGACCGACUGUGUGGGCUGCCGGGCGCACAGAGGGCCGGACAGCGCGGACGUCGGCGCCUACUUUACAGCCUAUUUCUACCCGUUCAAGAGGCGCUGGAUGAGCGCCGGAGUGGCCCGGCAGAGAGUGGAGCAGUGCUUUCGGGUCGCGCUGGUCCAGGACCCGCUCGCAAACCUCCAGGAGGCUGAGAGGUGGGCUUGUGCCAUCAGAGACGCCUCGGUGCUGCAGGCGCCCCGGAGAGACGGUGUGGCGUAUAUGGAGGUGCGUCGGCCCUGCAGAGUCAUGAUUCUGGUGAACCCUCACAGCGGCCGGGGCCAGGCUCUCCAGCUCUUCACCGGCCACGUACAGGGCAUGCUCACUGAGGCCGCCGUCCCCUACACACUCGUCAUCACAGAGCACCAGAACCACGCACGGGAGCUGGUGAGGAAGGCGGAUCUGUCGCAAUGUGACGCUCUGGUUAUCAUGUCUGGAGAUGGGCUGCUGUUUGAGGUGAUAAAUGGUCUGAUGGACCGAGAGGACUGGCAAGAGGCCAUCCAGACCCCUCUGGGUAUUCUACCAGGUGGCUCAGGCAACGCCCUGGCCGCCUCUGUCCACCACUACUCACAGUCGCCUCCAGCCUGGAACGAGGAGCUUUUAUUGAGCUGUGGCUUCAUGCUAUGCAAAGGUCUGGUUGGCUCCAUGGACCUGGUGUCGAUCCACUUGGCCUCCCGGCAGCGCCUCUUCUCCUUCCUCUCCCUGACAUGGGGCUUCGUAGCUGACGUCGACAUCGAGAGCGAGAAGUACCGCCAUGUUGGAGCAAUCCGCUUCCUGAUGGGCACUCUGGUGCGUUUGGCCUCCCUCAGAGUCUACCAGGGCAGGUUGGCGUAUCUGCCUGUUAAGGAGGCGCCAAAACUUCCAAAAGGGAGCAUCAAGACUAAACACCCUCCCUCCACACCGCAGCACCCCUCGCUCUGCUCCUCCCUUCCCUGCCGCCUCAUCCCCAACACCUCCCCGAACCAGAACUCUCGCCACAAUCACAUCAGCACAAAUUCCAACCACAACACAAUCACCAACUCCUCCAACAACACCAUCACCACCAAGAGACCUGAGACCCAAAGUGACGGCAAGACCAGAGCACCGGAGGACUCUCUGCUUCCUGGCCUGGACCAGCCAGUCCCAGAGAGCUGGACAGUAGUCAAGGAGGAGGACUUUGUCUUGGUGCUGGCUAUUUACCAGUCCCACCUGGCUGAGGACCUGUGGACAGCCCCUGGCGCCAUGGCAGACGACGGGGUGAUUCAUCUCUUCUACGUGACAGCAGGAAUCUCCCGUCCGGCCCUCCUGCGCCUUUUCCUCGCCAUGGAGAAGGGCGGCCACUUGGCGUGCGGCUGCCCCCACCUGGUGUACGAGAAGGUGAAGGCCCUGCGGCUGGAGCCCGUAUCGCCACAAGGCAUGAUCACUGUGGACGGGGAGAUGGUGGAGUACGGGCCUGUUCAAGCGCAAAUCCACCCCGGACUGGCCAGACUCAUUUGUGGAUGAACUUGGAUUAUCUUAAUCUUUUUCUGGCUCUAGAGCUUUUUCUAGUUUGGCCUUUUAUCCUCUGUGUCGAUUUCUUUCUAUAUGCUGUUUUCAGAAGUGCCAAAGACGUUUUAUCAGCCUCUGGAAAUUCCUCUAUUUUUCUACAGAAACAACUUGUCCUAUUUUUAUGGACCCCCACCGCCGUCCCUUCUUUCUCUCAAUGUUUGAUUCAGGGUCAAAGCCAUGGAUGGUUGUUAUGCUGCUGGCUGGUCCCAGCUUAGAGAAAUGCAUAGAGAUUUUGUGUGUGUGAGUGUGUGUGUGCAUAACCUUAGACAGAUAUUUAUGUCUGUUUGUGUGCAGUUGUGUGAAUGUGUGCAUGAGGAGCUUUGGCACAUAGCGGUGCAGUGGCUGAGGAGUGCAUUGUGCACUCUGCUGUCGGACCUCAUAAGCAUGACACACGUGAAGAGAAGCACAUUUUUCCCGUCCUGAGAGGCUUGUGGAGAAACCACGCCUCUUGUCCCACUGUACUACCCCAGGCCGACAAUCUCCCUCCUGGGCAGCCGCUGUGACAGCGCCGCCUCCCCCCCCCUCAGCCUGGUAAAGAGGAGCUUUCUUACCGAGGAGAUAUAAAUCCCACAGGGAUUUGAUGUUGAAAAAUCUUUAAUCUUUGCGUAGCUUAUAUAAACUCAAAUAAUAAUACCAGAAACAGUCACAAUAAGCAGUGAAAUCAACCUGCCUUUCUCCUUUCUGUUUGUGGAAACUUCCUCCAGCUGUUUGUACAUGAAGUGAAACCUGGCCAGCUGAGGUUACACCACUGUCCGCUCUCUUACCCUUUUUCAUCUGCAACCAUCAUCAAACUGUAGAAAACGCCUCCACUCACACAUAAACACACUUUCUUUUCCCCAUCCCCCCGCCUCCUAUGCACAGCUCCUCACAUACACUCAUACACACACAUUCCCUUGCAUCUCUGCAGCACUUAGCGAGGGGGAGGGGCAUGGUCUGCUACUGUGCAUAUGAUCCCCUCUCCUCUUUCCAUCUCAAGAUUGUACUCUCCCUCCCUCCUUUUGGUUAAUGAGCCAUCAGCACCUAAUGUGUCCUUAAUACGAAGCUUUACAUCUGCAAAGGCGUGCGAAAUAGAGUUUUUUAAUCACACGGAAGCUUUUAAGUGAGUUUCAGCGCUUAACACUUAUCAGACUGGUGGAAGCUCACUGAAGUGGAGAGAGCAGGGUUUUCACACCGGGUCGGUCAGCGUUGCAUAUUGAGAGGCAUGCGAUCAAUGUGAGCUGGAGGGAGUCAAGUGCUCUGCUCCGCUGUGUGGCCUUUUCGCUGGUUGCCAGUGCUGCGGUGAUGAGCAUUAGUGCACCGGAGCAGAGGAGAGUGCAUAUGUUAGCAUUAUCAUCAGCCACCCCCCCACACACACACACAUUCUCUCUCACACACACCAGUUUAUUUCAGGUCAUGAUGACCCACAGGUAUGUAGCAGCUGCAUAUCAUCACUUAGAGAAUGAGCUAUCUUUCAUGACCUUAAAAACAAAAAUCAUAUUCUUCAAUUAUUAGAAAAAAAUAAAGAAACAGGAAGUCAACAGGGUAAAGGAGACAUUACUGUAUGAAUGCUGAUGCAUCUGCUAACAACAAAAUCACCUCUCAUGAUAAAAGUGAAAAGCUGACAGGCUAAUGGUGUUGAAAGAACUGCUGAUUAUAAGCUUUUGGGUUUUGAUGAGUACAUCACUGUCAUUCUGAGCUCAAUACAGUCAAUGCAGUGAGCUGAUAGCGCACAUUAUUUUCCUGCUGGAGCUUGUGAACAAGGAAAGUGUUUGGCUUCCGCUGGAAGAAGUGUAAAUAUGAAAAAUUCUUCACAAAAUGCAAAGCAAAGGGAGGUUAUUUUAGGGAC